Molecule: messenger RNA, 1203 nt
Organism: Aspergillus clavatus NRRL 1
Lineage: Eukaryota; Fungi; Ascomycota; Eurotiomycetes; Eurotiales; Aspergillaceae
Product: oxidoreductase, short-chain dehydrogenase/reductase family
Exons: 3
Coding region: 1-1203 (400 amino acids)
Source: RefSeq, a predicted model, not a curated record
AUGGAUACUGCUCAGGGCAAUCGCAUCUGGCAAGACAGCUACCAUGAGCCGCUACGGCUUCGUCCAUCGCUGCCCCGGAAAUCCUCCGUUCUGGACACUCCUUCGUUACCUUCCACCCCUCUUGAUGGCGCCAUGCUAAAGCCGGGAUAUCCGGGAGCGUUGUCGCUACACCAUUACCGCAAACAUCUCUCCCAAGACGACGGCUUCAUCGCCCUUAACCGCAAUGAGCGGCAGAUUCUGAGACGCAAGAAUGCUGCGCACAAUCUGAAUCAGAGUCAGAUGAGCCUGACCCCGCCAUUGUGCUCAUUCUCCGUCUCCUCUGCGGCGUCGAGCCCACCCCCGCUGUCUCCGUCAUACUCGCCGAGCGCUGUAUCUCAGAGAAGUGAAUACGCGCCGGGAAGACUUGAUGACUAUCUUUUUCCAUUCCCAUCUAAAUUCUCGGGCAUAAACACGCCGGAGCCCAUGAUCCGUCCGACCCCACUGCAAAGCCCGCAUCAACUCUUGGACACUUUCCGAGCAAGGCUGGCCAAGUUCCCCGAGCCGCAGGAAGAGCCCUUCAUACCCAGACAUGCCAAAGCCCGCUCUGAUUCAAUGUUGCUGGAACUGCGAAAACCAGCCGCAACAGUGGAGCACCAGGGGGCGUCGUUCGAGAUCCUCAAUCCGCACGACUCCCUCAAAUUCGCCCGCAUAGUCUCCUACAUCGAGGACGUGGAUAACUCCUCGCUGCGGGAAUCGUUCACUUCGACAGAUGCGCGCAGCGGAACCCUGAUCUUGGAGCACGAUGGGCCCGUUGAUAAGAGCUUUGAUCAUUAUAUCCCUGACGAGGAGGAGCAGAAAGUCCGCGAUGAACUCGUCGGGGAUUCACCCCACCAGCCCAUGCCGUCCAUCUCGGAGCGCCUGGAACGGACAGAGUCCGAUGUCUUCCAGGCCCAGAACUGGAGUUCAACUGCGCAGUCUAGGCCGGUGACAGGCCAUUCCUGUGAGAGUGAACUGGGGGAACCGGGGUCUUCUGUUUUCGUUUCCUAUGAUGACAGCGGCUGGAUGGGCACCAUGGAAGAUAUUCUCCAGACCAAGUAUAAUGAUGAAAUGCAGCGGCGCAGAUCACUAAGGAGGUCUUUUUCAGGUCGCAAAAAGAAGGGGAGGAUUACUUCGUUCAAAGGCUUCCGCCGAUUACGUGGAUUGGCUCGACGUCUCUUCCGGUGA